Chiloscyllium plagiosum (whitespotted bambooshark) is the source of this 2298-nucleotide messenger RNA. The record is from RefSeq and is a predicted model, not a curated record. NCBI's taxonomy places the organism in Eukaryota, Metazoa, Chordata, Chondrichthyes, Orectolobiformes, Hemiscylliidae.
AUGUGCAAGGCUGUAGAUGUAAGUUCUGAUUGUAUAGUCACAGGAACUGUUUACAACAGAGAUCAGCCUGCUUCUCGAAAUGCAGUUGCAGGGUUGUCACCAGCAACACUGGCCUCACUUGGAGGAUCAUCCUCUCGACGAGGAAGCGGAGAUACCAGUAGUAUACUAGAUCCAGAUGUUUCACUCAGUGAAUUGCGGGAUAUCUAUGAGCUUAAGGACCAGAUACAAGAUGUAGAGGGGAGAUACAUGCAGGGAUUAAAAGAACUUAAGGAUUCGUUAUCAGAAGUCGAAGAAAAAUAUAAGAAAGCUAUGGUCUCCAAUGCACAACUUGACAAUGAAAAAUCUAACCUUAUCUACCAAGUGGAUACACUAAAAGAUGUUAUUGAGGAAAUGGAAGAACAGAUGGCUGAGCUACUUAGGGAGAAUGAAGAAAAAUCCAAGGAACUGGAACGACAGAAGCAUACGUGUAGUGUACAACAGCACAAAAUAGAAGAACUUAAAGAGGGUAUUCAGCAAAGAGAUGAACUUAUUGAGGAAAACAAGUGUUUGCAGCAAAGGGUGGACACCCUCACCAGGGAUGUGUUUGAUCUGCAGGAAACUGUCAACUGGAAAGACAAAAAAAUUGGGGCUCUAGAGAGGCAGAAAGACUACUUUGACUGCAUUAGGAAUGAGCGUGAUGAACUAAGAGAUGAGUUGGCUGAUCUGAGGGAAAAAACAAAGAAACAUGGUCUGGUUAUAAUCCCAGAAGGCACACCUAAUGGUGAUGUGAAUCAUGAACCAAUUGUUGGUGCUAUAACAGUUGUGUCUCAAGAGGCUGCUCACGUGCUUGAAAGUGCAGGAGACGGACCACUAGAUGUGCGGCUAAUGAAACUGGCUGAUGAAAAGGAAGAAUUGCUUGCACAGAUCAGAAAGCUGAAACUGCAGUUGGAAGAGGAAAAACAAAAGAACUCUAGGAUUGAAAAUGUGCUCACCGAUUCUGAUCGACUAGAAAAUGGCACAGAUCUACAAAUUCUAGAAAUGCAGAGAGAUGUAAAUAGGCAGUUGAGUGAAUACAAGUUUAAACUCUCUAAGGCAGAACAGGACAUUGCCACUGUUGAACAAAAUGUUGUCAGACUUGAAGGACAGGUGCUUCGCUAUAAAACAGCAACAGAAAACUCAGAAAAAAUAGAGGAUGAACUAAAAGCUGAAAAAAGGAGGUUGCAGCGAGAGUUACGAUCAGCAUUGGAUAGGAAUGAAGAGAUGGAAAUGACCAAUAGCCACUUGAUGAAGCGAUUAGAGAAGAUGAAAGCCAACAGAAAUGCAUUACUCUCUCAACAGUGAAGAGGAAAGAGCUGGUGCACUGUAUCUAUGACUAGCAGAACUUCCAGGCAUCACAACUUAAAGGCCCUUUCCAUUUGGUACAACCACUUUCAAACACUGAAAGAUGUCCUUUAUUAAGGCUUUGGUUUUAUAAAUGUUGGCAUAAAGUUUUUGUAAUUUAUGAGAGAUUCAUGGCAUUGUCUAAUGUCUAUAUGUUUGUUAAUUGUGAAUUGUAUUGCCUGUUUAGCUCACUGGGUUAAGAGCCUUUGAAAUGGGUUGUGGAUUUGUUAUGAGUGAUUUUAGCAGGUAAAUACAAAUAGAUUUGAUUGUUUAUGGCUUUAAUAUGCCAAAUUGAUUUACAUAAACCUUUCUGCUGCUUAGAAAUUAUAGUGGUUGCUUAAAGACCUUGAACAACUGCAUGAACAGAACAGAUGCACAAGAUAACCUCAUGACACUUUUGAAAAUCUGACUACUCUCAUAUGCCAAUUGCUCUGUGCGCCCCACAAUGCAGGAAUCCCACUUCAAGUGCCUUCUACGCGGUGCAAAGGAAAUUAUCUUGAUCUGGUUAUUCAAUCGAAUUUAUGGACCAUUCAUUUGGUCUGAAAUAUUGUAAUUGAGAUAUUUUAAAAACAGUGGGUAAAUUCCUAAGACAAGUAUCUGCCAAAAAUGACGUACAUAAUUUUUUCUUCAAAAAUACAAUUUCAAAAUUGUCAUUUGUAUUACAUGCAACUUUUUCAAGUAAAGAAAUGAUUGUAGGUAAAGUAAGUUUUGCAAAUGUUCCUAUAGUUUAGUUUAAAGCACAUGAACAGGGCUUUUCUGCUGCUCCUCGCUUCAUGGAAUUUAAAGAAAACAAAUGGAAAGAAUUUCCUUUUCUGUACAAAAUAUUGGACUGCAUCUUCAGAGUAUUACUGGUAUUGCCUGUUUAUAAGGGUUUUGUCUUUCUGGAAAAAAGGCAUGUGAAUGGGGGUUUUGACAAUAAAUGAAACUGUGGGCACUUUA